AUGACCAUGAAGAGGGAAGAUGCAAGGAAAUGGUUAGAGGAAAAUAAACUUGUUGGCCGCUGGGCAGAUAUAGAGUAUAUCGGCACUGACUAUACGGGAGUGCAACCCGUGUUCGGGAUUGCUGGUGUUGGUAAAUCAUAUAUUGUCAGACAUGUCUACUCCAAGAAAGUGAUUGAUGAGAAGAAACAAUUUGUAAAGUUUGGCUGGGUUGAAGUAUCAAGUCCAUUCAAUAUGAGAGACUUUUCAUGGAGCUUACUGUUGGAUUUGCACUCGGGAUGCCUCCAACAUGGUAGCUUGUUGAGAAUCAGAGACCCAAUUCAGGAAUGUCGUGAGCUUCUAGAAAAACAUGCUUAUCUCAUUGUUAUUGACGGUCUGCAGUCCAAGGAAGAGUGGGACUCGAUAAAAGAUGGCUUGGCCAUUAAACAUGACCACAAUAAAAGCCGUAUCAUUGUCAUUGCAAAUGAAGAAAGUAUCGCCACAUACUGUUCAGCUACUAACUGGUGGAAUGUCGAAGGCCUAGAAAUUGAGCAGGCGUUUGAUCUCUUCAUAAAAACGGUCGAAGCUAAAUGGAAUCGGCCCGCCGAAGGACGCCGUGAGCUGAGCCCCGAUGAUACUGAGAGAAUAAAAUCUUUCCUACACAAGUGCGGUGGACUUCCCAAAGUGAUAGUUGCUGUGGGUGACUUCAUUGGCGACGGACGGGGACUAAGCAACUUGGAUAACUUUAUGCAGCAGUUGGAGACUAACCAAGCAUUUGGCAGUUUAAGAAAUCUGUUUGCCUGGGUGAAUUCCUACUUCAAUACCUGCCCAGAUUCGCUGAAGCCAUGUAUCUUCUAUCUAUCAAUAUUCCCUGUGAACCAUAAGAUUCGGCGGAGGCGUUUGGUGCGGCGGUGGAUGGCUGAGGGCUAUUCCGCGGCCACCAAAGAAAGUACCGCGGAGGAGAAAGGGGAGAAAUCCUUUGUCGACCUCUGCGAGCUAUCCAUGAUCCAGUUGCCAGGAUCGACAAGUCUGUCCUACUCGAUGAGGAUGCCCUCGUGUAAAGUUAACGGUUUCUUCCGGGAAUACAUCAAAUCGCAGUCAAUGGAAGAGAACCUAGUAUUUGCAUUAGAGGGACACUGCAGUGUGAACUUGCAACGCACUGGACGUCGUCUCACCAUAGAGAAUACUUGGGACAGAGACAUUAGUGUGUACGAGAGCAUUGACUUCUCACGGCUUCGGUCACUGACAGUUUUUGGUAAGUGGGAGUCAUUCUUCAUCUCUGACAAGAUGAGGAUAGUCCGGGUGCUGGACCUGGAGGAUGCAUCGUCAGUAACAGAUGCUGACCUCGAACAGAUGGUGAAGCUGCUGCCUCGCCUCAAGUUUCUCUCCCUUAGAGGAUGCAAAGAGAUCACCCGUCUGCCGGAUUCCUUUGGUCGCCGGAUGAGGCAGCUCCGGACUCUGGAUAUCAGACACACUUGCAUUGUCAAGCUUCCACCAAGCAUAACCAAGCUAAAGAAACUGCAGCACAUUCGUGCUGGCACUACUGUACAACUGGAUAACACCAGCACUGUUGGAAGCCCACUACCACCACCACCAUCAGCAGCAGAAGGAUCAGUGUCAUCGGCAUCGAGCAGGCCUCGAGCUUCUACUCUGGUUUGCCGGAUCCGGUUGCCAGAGUUUUGCGCAGGCCGUGGCCAGCGGAUUUUUUCGGGCUCUUGUAAUGGUGGCGUUGAGGCGCCUCGAGGGAUUGGGGAAAUGAUGGCCUUACAUAAUAUCAGUGUCAUCGACGUUAGUGUUGCAAGCGGGCGGGCAAUCCUGGAAGAGCUCAAGAACCUUACCCAAUUGCGCAAGCUUGGAGUCUCUGGCAUCAAGCUGGACAACCACAAGGAGUUGUGUUCUGUCAUUUCAGGCAAGCUGCCAGAAUGGAUUAAGCAGCUGUCGAAUCUCACAAAAUUGAAAUUGCAGAUGGACAAGAUAACGCAAUUUGAUGUUAAUAUCCUCAAGUUUUUACCAAGCCUAGAGACUUUAUGUCUUUAUCCCAAGGACUUUGAAUAUGGAGAGCUCCGGUUCAGAGGACGUGGAUGCUUCUGCCGACUCCUGGUCCUCGAGGUUGGUUGCAACUCCAGAUUAGAGUCUGUCAUAUUUGAGUCCGGUGUAAUGCCUUGGCUUGAGGUCCUCAAAAUCCCCUGCUAUCAUGUGUCAUCCUUGGAGUUUUCUGGGCUAAAUGAGCUAGGCGAUCUCAGGGAAGUCUCACUUAGUGGUUCCUUUGAUGACCAAGUGAAGCAACACUUGCAGAGCAAACUUAAACAGCACCCCAAGGAAGUGAUGCCUGUUUUGAAGGUGAACAAGGUUCGUUCUGAUGGCCACUGA
Molecule: messenger RNA, 2346 nt
Organism: Miscanthus lutarioriparius
Lineage: Eukaryota; Viridiplantae; Streptophyta; Magnoliopsida; Poales; Poaceae
Source: the annotation of a GenBank genome assembly